This is a messenger RNA of Racocetra persica, 488 nucleotides long. The record is from the annotation of a GenBank genome assembly. NCBI's taxonomy places the organism in Eukaryota, Fungi, Glomeromycota, Glomeromycetes, Diversisporales, Gigasporaceae.
CUGCUGAUGCUCUCUGGCAUCGCAAUACUGUUCAGAUAAUAGGCCUUGUCGUAUUUAAUUUUAUUUCAUUAGCAUAUGCGGGAAUACAGCUUUAUCAACACGAAAUUCUCGAAGAUAAAGGAACUGACAAUGCAACAUACGUUCCGACUAAUCCCAUUUUCCCUAAAGGCGAUGAACAUAGAAAUGCUCCAAAAGAAUAUUAUGAAGCUAUAAUGCAACCAAUCGAACAUACUAUCAUUGGUCUAAUAUCUGCUUUUUCUGUAUAUAUGGUUUUCAUGUCUUUUUCUCUUUACAAAGAAUUUGGUUGGGAAAACUACAAAACUUAUUCUGCUGAUAUUCAGCUCCGCAACACACAUAUGUCCCUCACAAUUUUACAGACAUUGAUUAAAAUGGAUCUAUUUUUUAUUGGAUCAUACGCUUUACAACUCGUACCUUCUCGAACUAUUGGUUAUUCUUCCUAUUUCUUGUCUAUUAUGGAGGUUGUUCUU